Molecule: messenger RNA, 1423 nt
Organism: Balaenoptera ricei (Rice's whale)
Lineage: Eukaryota; Metazoa; Chordata; Mammalia; Artiodactyla; Balaenopteridae
Gene: PPP2R2C
Product: protein phosphatase 2 regulatory subunit Bgamma
Exons: 9
Coding region: 1-1344 (447 amino acids)
Biological process (GO): peptidyl-serine dephosphorylation
Cellular component (GO): cytosol; protein phosphatase type 2A complex
Molecular function (GO): protein binding; protein phosphatase regulator activity
Source: RefSeq, a predicted model, not a curated record
AUGGGCGAGGACACGGACACGCGGAAAAUUAACCACAGCUUCCUGCGGGACCACAGCUAUGUGACUGAAGCCGAUAUCAUCUCUACCGUCGAGUUCAACCACACCGGGGAGCUGCUGGCCACCGGCGACAAGGGUGGCCGGGUCGUCAUCUUCCAGCGGGAACCGGAGAGUAAAAAUGCGCCGCACAGCCAGGGCGAGUAUGACGUCUACAGCACUUUCCAGAGCCACGAGCCGGAGUUCGACUAUCUCAAGAGUCUGGAGAUAGAGGAGAAGAUCAACAAGAUCAAGUGGCUCCCUCAGCAGAAUGCUGCCCACUCCCUGCUGUCUACCAACGAUAAAACUAUCAAACUAUGGAAGAUUACCGAACGUGAUAAGAGGCCCGAGGGUUAUAACCUGAAAGAUGAGGAGGGGAAGCUGAAGGACCUGUCCACGGUGACGUCACUGCAGGUGCCCGUGCUGAAGCCUAUGGAUCUGAUGGUGGAGGUGAGCCCCCGGAGGGUCUUCGCCAACGGCCACACCUACCACAUCAACUCCAUCUCCGUCAACAGCGACUGCGAGACGUACAUGUCCGCGGACGACCUGCGCAUCAACCUCUGGCACCUGGCCAUCACCGACCGGAGCUUCAACAUCGUGGACAUCAAGCCGGCCAACAUGGAAGACCUCACGGAGGUGAUCACCGCGUCCGAGUUCCACCCGCACCACUGUAACCUCUUCGUCUACAGCAGCAGCAAGGGCUCCCUGCGCCUCUGCGACAUGCGUGCGGCCGCCCUGUGCGACAAGCACUCCAAACUAUUUGAAGAGCCCGAGGACCCCAGUAACCGCUCCUUCUUCUCGGAAAUUAUUUCCUCCGUGUCGGACGUGAAGUUCAGCCACAGCGGCCGGUACAUGCUCACCCGCGAUUACCUCACAGUCAAGGUCUGGGACCUGAACAUGGAGGCGCGGCCCAUAGAGACCUACCAGGUCCACGAUUACCUUCGGAGCAAGCUCUGUUCCCUGUAUGAGAACGACUGCAUUUUUGACAAGUUCGAAUGCGCCUGGAAUGGGAGCGACAGCGUCAUCAUGACCGGGGCCUACAACAACUUCUUCCGCAUGUUUGACCGGAACACCAAGCGGGAUGUGACCCUGGAGGCGUCGCGGGAGAGCAGCAAGCCCCGGGCGGUGCUCAAGCCGCGGCGCGUGUGCGUGGGCGGCAAGCGGAGGCGGGACGACAUCAGCGUGGACAGCUUGGACUUCACCAAAAAGAUCCUGCACACGGCCUGGCACCCGGCCGAGAACAUCAUCGCCAUCGCGGCCACCAACAACCUGUACAUCUUCCAGGACAAGGUCAACUCCGACAUGCACUAGGCGCCACACGGCCGCGCGCGGAGCGGCCACCAGGGGGCGCCGGGCCGUCCGUCCCGCAUUCCCGGGGCCGGACCGCCUU